AAAUUAAAGACUAACUUACAUAAACGGCAAACAAAGCAUAAACUUGCGGGUCUUAAUUGUGUGUUACUAUUAUAUUCUUCAACACUUGAAUAAGAAACUCGAGGCUUCUCCAUUUUGUCAGUUUCAACUCAGAAAUUAACCCCAUGACACAUGUAAUCAUGAAAGAGAAGAAAGAGAAGUUGAUGAAUGAAUUCUGGCUAAGGCCAGCUUUCAAAAAGAACUCAGUGGUGGCAGCAAAAUGGAAAUAUGUGAGGAAGAAAACUACAGCAACCAUAGCCACAUCAUUGCUGCUUUUCUUCUUUCUUCUCCUAGUUUCUGUCUUGUCCUUGACCGGAUGGUUUGAUCUUACAAAAUACACUGGUGAUUCAUAUAAAAAAGUAGCAAUUACCCCAACAAUCCAACCCCAGCAAAUUCUUGAAUUCCCUUUGGAUUGUGCUGCAUGGAAUCAGUCCAAUACAUGCCCAAGAAACUACCCUACUUCCUACAAACCCUUUAACCCUAAUAACUCAACAUGUCCCGAGUAUUUUAGAUGGAUUCAUGAAGAUUUAAAGCCAUGGAAGGAGACAGGAAUCACUAGGGAUAUGUUGGAGAAAGGCAAAGGGCAUGCACAUUUCAGAUUAAUUAUAUUGGAUGGCAAAAUUUAUGUUGAGAAAUAUAACAACAAGAAAUUUAUUCAGACUAGACAUUUGUACACAAUGUAUGGAAUUGUACAACUCUCAAGGUGGUAUCCUGGGAAAUUACCUAAUUUGGAGAUCAUGUUUUCUACGGAUGACCGACCGGUCGUCCGAUCGAAAGAUUAUCGAAAACCUAACUCCGGUCCACCACCGUUAUUCCGCUACUGUUCAGAUUGGCAUAGUUUGGAUAUUGUCUUCCCAGAUUGGUCAUUUUGGGGCUGGGCCGAGACAAAUAUAAAGCCAUGGAGAAGUGUGAUUAAGGACAUAAAAGAAGGUAAUAAAAUAUCAAAAUGGAAGGAUAGGGUGCCCCUUGCUUAUUGGAAGGGAAAUCCCCAUGUUUCUCCAAUCAGAAAAGAUCUCAUGAAGUGCAAUAUUACUGAUAAACAUAACUUUGAUACUCUCUUGUACGUCCAGGACUGGAUUGAUCAAUCCAAAAAGGGGUACAAGGAAUCAGAUCUUGCAAAUCAAUGCACCCAUAGAUAUAAAAUAUAUGUGGAAGGAUGGGCAUGGUCAGUGAGUGAAAAAUACAUUUUGGCCUGCGAUUCACCAACAUUAUACAUAAGACCUCGUUUCCAUGAUUUCUUCAUGAGAGGGAUGAUUCCACAGCAGCAUUAUUGGCCCAUUCGAGACAAUGAUAAAUGUAGGUCCCUCAAGUUUGCUGUUCAAUGGGGCAACAAUCACACUGACAAGGCAGAGGCCAUAGGGAAGGCAGGAAGCCAUUUCAUUCAUGAAGAUAUGAAGAUGGAAUAUAUAUUUGAUUACAUAUUCCAUUUGCUGAAUGAAUAUGCAAAGUUGCUCAAGUUUGAACCAGAAGUUCCAGCAGAGGCAGUUGAAAUAUGUUCAGAAUCAUUGGCAUGCACUUCAGAAGGUAUUUGGAGAAAGUUCAUGGAAGAAGGCUUAGAGAAAUCUCCAAGCUAUACAAAUCCAUGCAGACUACCUCCACCUUAUGAUCCUCAAGAACUCAAAUCAUUUGUUGAACAAAAGACAAAAGCCACACAGCAAGUGGAGGCAUGGGAGAAUGAGUAUUAUUGGAGCAACCCAAACAACAAGCAAUAGGGACCUUUUAUAUAUGCAACUUAGAUAAUGUAUAUUGCACUUGUAUUUUAGAAAUUAACCUUAUGUAUUAUUAUGUACACCUUCUUCAACCUCUCAUCUUAAUAAAGUAAUUAACUUCCAAUUAGAGUUUUGUAACUUUUGAUACAA
Lycium ferocissimum is the source of this 1877-nucleotide messenger RNA. RefSeq lists its product as uncharacterized. Bases 144 to 1730 code for a protein of 528 amino acids. The record is from RefSeq and is a predicted model, not a curated record. The transcript has 7 exons. NCBI's taxonomy places the organism in Eukaryota, Viridiplantae, Streptophyta, Magnoliopsida, Solanales, Solanaceae.